UUAUUAUACUUUUUUUAAGCUGUCAGCUGGAAAGACAGAACUAGUUAUUUUCUUUAAGUAAAGUUUUUUUCCCAGUGAGCACCAGCUUUGCUCAAACUGUUAGAUUUCUUGUCUUUAACUUUAGCAGUAAGGAUGUAUUGGUUUUCAAAACCACAGUUUUGGCAGCCACCUUGUUAUUCAGGCAGGACAUUCCUCCUGUGAGACUGUGGUGUGGUUUUAGUCUAAAACUUAACUACUUGCACACAGUUUGGAAGACUUCCAAGUAAACAGGCUAAACAAGGACUUUUAACUGGUGGACCCCCAUUCAGUGAGUUCAUGGCAUAACAAACAUCAUCUUUGUUUUGGAUCAAGUCAGAGGGAUAAUACACAGGGGGUCUCAUUGGUUACCCAUCCUUGUGUCAACGGGGGAAGUCUACAGUUGCUCAUCUUCAGCCUCCAUCGGGACUGGGCUCAGAUGUAAGACGUCAUGGGCAGCCAGGGAAGCCCAGUGAAAAGCUAUGACUACCUGCUCAAAUUCCUCCUGGUCGGAGACAGCGACGUGGGCAAAGGAGAGAUCCUGGACAGCCUGCAGGAUGGAUCAGCUGAGUCCCCAUAUGCUUACAGUAGCGGUAUCGACUAUAAAACCACCACCAUUCUUCUGGACGGGAGGAGAGUGAAGCUGGAGCUUUGGGACACCUCAGGACAGGGGAGGUUCUGCACCAUCUUUCGCUCUUAUUCCCGUGGGGCUCAGGGGAUCCUGCUGGUGUAUGACAUCACCAACCGGUGGUCGUUUGAUGGCAUCGACAGGUGGAUCAGAGAGAUUGACGAGCAUGCACCAGGCGUGCCUCGAAUCCUUGUAGGCAACCGGCUACAUCUGGCCUUCAAACGGCAAGUUCCCACCGAGCAGGCGAGGGCGUACGCCGAGAAGAACGGCAUGACGUUCUUCGAGGUGAGCCCCCUGUGCAACUUCAACGUCAUUGAGUCCUUCACGGAGCUGUCACGCAUCGUCCUCAUGAGGCACGGCAUGGAGAAGUUCUGGAGGCCCAACAGAGUCUUCAGCCUCCAGGACCUCUGCUGCAGAGCCAUUGUGUCGUGCACGCCGGUCCACCUCAUCGACAAGCUCCCGCUGCCCGUCGCCAUCAAGUCCCACCUCAAAUCCUUCUCCAUGGCCAACGGCAUGAACGCCGUCAUGAUGCACGGACGCUCCUACUCGCUGGCCAACCCGGCCGGCGGCUCCAAAGGCAACAGCCUGAAGCGAUCCAAGUCCAUCCGUCCACCGCAGAGCCCUCCACAGAACUGCACCCGCAACAACUGUAAAAUCUCCUAA
Molecule: messenger RNA, 1306 nt
Organism: Seriola dumerili (greater amberjack)
Lineage: Eukaryota; Metazoa; Chordata; Actinopteri; Carangiformes; Carangidae
Gene: rab40c
Product: RAB40C, member RAS oncogene family
Exons: 6
Coding region: 467-1306 (279 amino acids)
Biological process (GO): intracellular signal transduction; protein localization to plasma membrane
Cellular component (GO): plasma membrane; synaptic vesicle; endosome
Molecular function (GO): GTPase activity; GTP binding
Source: RefSeq, a predicted model, not a curated record